AUGGAAUUAUCCAAUCUCGCAAUCGUUCUAUCCUUCCUCACUAGCGCAGCCUUGGCGGCACCGCAAGUCCGUGUUUGCAAGCACGUCAACUUCGGCCCCCCUUGCGCUACAGUCAGCGCUCCUAUCAACUCAUGCGUCAAUGUUCCGGAUGGCUACAAUGACAACAUUUCCUCCCUAGAGCCAAAUAUCGACGCUGGCAACUGCCGCUUCUACGUACACUACAACUGCGAUGGCCCAUCCUUCGAUUCCGAGUACCCUGGAUAUGACAAACUCACUACUCAGCUUCCCGAGUUCAAUGAUGCCAUCAGCUCUUUCAAAUGCUUUGGCCGGCUGCCCAAUGACCCUUAA
Molecule: messenger RNA, 348 nt
Organism: Trichoderma virens Gv29-8
Lineage: Eukaryota; Fungi; Ascomycota; Sordariomycetes; Hypocreales; Hypocreaceae
Exons: 3
Coding region: 1-348 (115 amino acids)
Source: RefSeq, a predicted model, not a curated record